AUGGCAUAUGACCCACCCACUUUCACUUUAUGUGCAAGAAGUGUAAGAAGACAGGUUAAAUGUGAAGAUGUGGAGACAUUGAUGGGCCUUCCAAACACCUCAAAGGAGGUGGUCAUUGCUCAAGCUGAUGACAUGGUGCUUCGAAUCAUGAAAGAGAAGUAUUCUGGCAUGUCUUAUAAGAAAGUGAAAGAUAUGAUGAUGUUUAGUGAGAAUGAUGAUGCUUUUGAGACUUUAUUUUUGUUGUACACGCUGGGGACUUUUUUAGCUCCUACAUCUAGUCCUCAUGUGAGUGAUCGUUUACUUAGAGUAGUUAGUAAGAACUAUGUGCUCACUGGAAUAUAUGAUUGGGCAACAUUUGUAUUGAACGAGAUGACUAGGGAGGUCCAAACUUUCAAGGAAUCAAGGGGCAAGAAGAGAAAUGUUGGUGGAUGUCUUUUUUUCCUUCAAAAUUUCCCAUUAGAGGAGCUAGAGAGAUUGCCUUGGCCAAGCAAUGUUGUUAGUUAUUGGAAUGAGAAAAGGGCGUCUGAGCGAGUUCUCAUGGAAAGACAGAGCGAUCAUGGCAUGUUGUACAAACCUAAGCUUGCUGCAAGUGACUCUUCCUCUCAAUUUCUUCCAGUACUAGCCUUUCAAGACAUUGAUCUCAAGGAGGCAUAUGUAAAGCUAGUUAGACAUAUUGGUGAGGUGCUUAUGAAGGUGCAAAAGAAACGUUAUGCACUUGAGAAGAAGAGAAAAAUAUAUGAUCUAGAACAGGCGGAGGAGGUGAGUCAUGUUGCAAUAUAUGAGGAAGACAAAGAAGAUAAAAGAGGUGAGGAUGAAGAAGAAGGGAAAGAAGAAGGUGAGAACGAAGAGGAAGAAAAUGAGCAAGAAAGAGGUAAGGACGAAGAGGAAGAAAAUGAGGAUGAAGAGGAAGAAAAAGAGCAUGAAGGAGGUGACAGAGAUGAGUUAAUGGAUGUUGAUGUAGAAGAAGAAAUGAAGCUUAGAAGGUCAACUAGAGGCCAUCACGGUAGACGAUGGUCUGGCUUUAAGGUGACAUUGCCACAAUUCACCUCCGAUGACGCGACAUAUGAUGAGAAGCGACGCCUUUAUAAUUUUUGCACAAAAUGGGCUAAGAAAGAGGAUUGUGAACAGUUGUUCGUUGAUAUGUAUGAUUUUUAUGUAAAACGAGGUGAGUUGCGUUGUUUUGCACCAAGAAAAUGGAUCAAUGAUACGGUGAUGACUAUGAAGAUCAAAGCUUUGAUGGCUGCUCAAAAAGAAAGAGAAGGUGGUGUGAGGCACCACAUAUUUACCCCAUUGUUUAUGGAAAUAAUGAUGAAAGAUGUGCAGGGUUGGAAGGUUGGGGAGCAUACUAUGUUGUUUAUGCCAGAACAUUUAGGCUACGAUAUUACAGAGUGUGAUUUCAUUAUUGCACCAGUGUUGUACCAUUCACACUGGUUUUGUUAUUUUGUGGAGCUAAAAGGAUUGCAUUUUCAUGUGCUUGACUCGUUGUAUCCGCUUGUGCCCAAGCCAGACGACACUUUAGCAAAUGAGAAGAGAUUGCUAGCCCAAAGUAUGUCUCAUAACUUCAAAAGCAUCCUAAUGAUGGUUAAUCCAGACAAAUAUCAUAAGAGUCCUGACUUGGAUGUGACAUUUGCCCUUAUUCCAAAACAAAAGACUACAUAUGAUUGCGGCCUACAUCUUAUAACAUGGCUUGAACAAUGGGAUAACACUGAACAACCUGAAUGGAAUGGCAAGUCAAUGCCUCCUAUAGAGAAGGGUGCAAUGGAAAGGCUUCACAUUGACAUGGUGUGGGAUUUAGUAAACGAUCCCAAUAACAUAGCUUGGGAAAAUGUUAUGGCUUGGAUGGAAAAAGACAAACCAAAUAAGAAAGCCAAGACGGUUCAUUGA
Messenger RNA from Prosopis cineraria, 1884 nucleotides. RefSeq lists its product as uncharacterized. The record is from RefSeq and is a predicted model, not a curated record. The transcript is spliced from 7 exons. Lineage: Eukaryota; Viridiplantae; Streptophyta; Magnoliopsida; Fabales; Fabaceae. Bases 1 to 1884 code for a protein of 627 amino acids. Gene Ontology annotation, molecular function: cysteine-type peptidase activity. Gene Ontology annotation, biological process: proteolysis.